This is a messenger RNA of Racocetra persica, 404 nucleotides long. NCBI's taxonomy places the organism in Eukaryota, Fungi, Glomeromycota, Glomeromycetes, Diversisporales, Gigasporaceae. The record is from the annotation of a GenBank genome assembly.
AUGCAACCUUCUUGGUGAAUUAUCAGAUAUUUCAAACCCAAAGCAACUUGAAGAAGAGCUUUGUAAAUACUUUACUAUAUGCCAUAAAACUAAUAGUGAUGAAUAUUCUGUCACAUUUUUUCAAUUUGCAAUUAAUGCAUUAAACUGGUAUUUUAAUGGUAAAACAAGUAAAUUAAAACCAAUUAACCUAAAUGAUAAAAAGGCAUACUCUGAUCUUUGGCAUAGAUUAAAUAGAAAAAUUAAAAUGUUAUCUGCAAGUGAGUAUAGAGAAUUAAAUGGAUCUGAUGCCUUAACAAUUAAUGAAGUUCAACAAAUUCUAUCACAUUUACAAAUAUCAAGACUUAAUCCCAAAGGAUUGCUGAAUAGAGUUUUCUUUUUUAAUGCACUUUGUCUUGAUCUAUGUG